AUGGCUUCAAUAUCUCAAAUAAAAAAUCAGCACUCAUGGUUUCUACACGAGAUGGAUAUAAAAACCGAUACAGCCCAUGGUAUCGGCAUCGGGGUUUUCUUACCCAAGGGAGCAGUAGCUACACUUCUGGUCAGGGUCGCCUUACCCCAGAGAGUCUUGGAUCAAUUCCCUUCAGGCAAAGAAUCCGGUCCCCAAGUUUGCUUAAUGUUUUAUAAAGCAUUUACAAGAGAGGUCGAUAGGCUGCAAUACAAAGACCCAAGACUUGUAACAGAUGCUUUAAGCUCUACCCCAAUCCAGGCUCCGCUUUCUCAAUGUAAUGAAGCUCCAUUGAAAAUUAGACGAAAAAUUUUAGCAGAAAAAUGUAUUCCUAAAAAUGUUCAUUACGUACAUAACUCGUUACUUAAUGAAGUUAGUAUCUUGAAUAUUUUUAACCUAACUCACUCAUACUCGAACAAUCAAAAAAAGUCCUGUUUUAGCGGAUGCUUUUGUUUAUCCACUUCCAAUGCACCAGAGGUCGUGGAUCCUCUUCAAACAGACCUUGAUCAGAGGCCAAUCAUUGUGGUUUAUUCCCAGUUGAACGAGGUGAUGGCAAAAUAUCCAACACCAGAGAAUUGCCCUUUUUUUAUCCCUCCCAAGCUGAAUGCUCAAAUCAGAGCUGCUCUAAAUGAGGCUGAUCGUAAGAAAGAUGAGAGAUUAGUUGCUCGUCAAAAAGAGGUUGGUAUCGCCUUGACAGCUGUAGCAAUAAGGGCCCAGUCAAUUCUAUUGAAUCGUCCAGAUGAAGACGAAGAGACUUCGAGUUUAAUUGAACGGGAGAUACAUCUCUACUGUGUAGAAUACACAUCACUGAUUCUGUGUAUACAAAAAGGCAUUGGCUCAAGCUCCUUUGAACACUUUUACCUGUUCGGAGAAGAUUUAGGUGAGCGAAUCAAAACAGCCAAAUCCAUUGGCAAGUCAGUAGCUCUUAAGGCUGGCUCUUCCAAAGCGAAGUAUGCACCACAGACCCUCAAGGCCCAUAACCCAAACUUCUUGGGCCCACUUCGACAAAAGAAAUACAAACCUCAACGCCGGAGUGGGCAAAACAGGUACUAUCAGGAAUCUCGAUCUCAAUUCCCGAAGGAAGAAGAGACGAGGGAAAGAGAGAGGGGCAGGAAGUUUCCUCCAAGGAAGUUCAACAACUAUGACCCCUGCCAUUUUAAACCUGAAGAUCGGAAAGUUGUUGAAACCAUUGUUUCAAAAGAUUGUUAUAUACCAACAAUAGAUUUGAAAGAAGCUUACUUUCCUAUUCCUUUUGCAAAGGGAGCAUUUCGUUUUUGA
Molecule: messenger RNA, 1314 nt
Organism: Ceutorhynchus assimilis (cabbage seed weevil)
Lineage: Eukaryota; Metazoa; Arthropoda; Insecta; Coleoptera; Curculionidae
Source: the annotation of a GenBank genome assembly